This is a messenger RNA of Polyodon spathula (Mississippi paddlefish), 318 nucleotides long. RefSeq names its product protein FAM229A-like. The transcript is spliced from 2 exons. Lineage: Eukaryota; Metazoa; Chordata; Actinopteri; Acipenseriformes; Polyodontidae. The coding region runs from base 9 to 251 and encodes 80 amino acids. The record is from RefSeq and is a predicted model, not a curated record.
UACAGGAAAUGAGCUCCCCGAACAGCAAUCUGAACAGGAGGUUCCCAAUUGAAGCCGGAGAUUCAAUAGUACCAGGACGUGUGUCAGAGAGCCAGGAGCCUCCUGGGCAAACACCAGCAGCACACGCACCCCCUCCCCACACCAGGCAGCUGAGGCGAUGCCCUGGCAGUCACUGCUUGACCGUCCCCCACGUGCCCAUCGACGUCUACAUCGGGAUGAGCAGCGAGUCCUCUCCCAGCCGGGCAACUUGACCUGCAGAGCCCAGAACUGACCCGCGGCCCGCUCCAAGGGAGCUGAGUAAUGGCACAAGAGCACAAU